Messenger RNA from Trichophyton verrucosum HKI 0517, 1227 nucleotides. RefSeq lists its product as uncharacterized. The coding region runs from base 1 to 1227 and encodes 408 amino acids. The record is from RefSeq and is a predicted model, not a curated record. Lineage: Eukaryota; Fungi; Ascomycota; Eurotiomycetes; Onygenales; Arthrodermataceae. Gene Ontology annotation, molecular function: hydrolase activity, acting on carbon-nitrogen (but not peptide) bonds, in linear amides. The transcript has 4 exons.
AUGGGCCUUAACGAGAUCCGAACAGCGAUGCGAGUUGAUCGCAGGAAGCCGGCAGCAGAGCAACCAGGAGUGCAUGUAAUUCCCGCCUGUGGAAGCAUCAAGAACGGCGAAACAGUCAAGAUUGAAUGCCUUGACUGGACUGGUGGACAAAUCAAGAACAACGACUGUGCAGAUGAUGUCCGUGACGUUGACCUGACGCACGUUCAUUAUUUAAGCGGGCCGUUUGAUGUAGAAACGGCAGAGCCUGGAGACGUGCUCGUCGUUGAGAUCCAGGACGUCCAGCCGUUUCAAGACGAACCAUGGGGAUUCACUGGAAUCUUUGCAGCUAAUAACGGAGGAGGAUUCCUGUCAGAGUUUUAUCCGCAAGCAGCGAAGGCAAUCUGGGACUUUGAAGGGAUAUUCUGCUCCUCGAGACAUAUCCCUGGAGUUCGAUUUGCGGGACUGAUCCAUCCUGGAAUCCUCGGGUGCGCGCCAUCUGCAGAGGUCCUGGCUGAAUGGAACAGGAGAGAAGGACAGCUGAUGGCAGAGAACGUGGGAUCAGAAGUGGCGAAGCCACCUGAAGUCAAGAACGCACACGCUGGAGGAGCUACAGGUGAAUUGAAGGCCAAGAUACAAAAGGAGGGAGCUCGAACUGUCCCUGGCCGGCCUGAAAAUGGCGGAAACUGCGAUAUCAAAAACCUCAGCCGUGGAAGCAAAGUCUACCUCCCCGUGCACGUCAAGGGAGCCAAGUUCUCUGUAGGAGACCUGCAUUUCUCUCAAGGCGACGGGGAGAUCUCCUUCUGCGGCGCCAUCGAAAUGGCUGGUAUCAUCACGGUUAAACUCAGCGUGAUCAAGAACGGCAUGGUCCAGAUGGCGAUGAAAUCUCCUAUUUUCAUACCAGGUCCAGUCGAACCCCAGUUUGGGCCCGGUCGGUAUCUGACCUUUGAAGGAUUUAGCGUCGAUCAUAAUGGGAAGCAGCAUCACCUGGACGCUACUGUUGCCUACAGGGAGACAUGUAGGAGGGUGAUUGAAUACCUGCGUAGGUUUGGGUAUUCGGAUGAACAGGUCUAUCUGCUGCUUAGUUGUGCGCCAGUCCAGGGCCAUAUUGCUGGGCUGGUGGAUAUUCCGAAUGCAUGUACGACGAUGGGGGUGCCCAUGGAUAUUUUCGACUUCGAUAUUCGUCCCGAAUCUGUUCCUGAGAAGAGGGAUUUAGGGAGUUGCGCCUUCACCAGCGAUCGCAAGGCUUAG